UGCACAAAGUCUGUGUGGUCUGACUGUGAGGGUGGCUGGGCUCCAGCAGGGGCGGACACCACUGGGCUCAGCUAGCAGUCAGCCCCUCGCGGGGCCCUGCGGCUUUCUCCCGAGGAGCUCCUUGCCUGGGUGCCUGCUGGCCUCCUAGGAGGAAGCCCCCUCCCUCCCUCUCCCCCCCAUCCCUCUGUCUGAUCAGCUUCAGAAUUCUGCUCCUAGCAUAGCGGAUGUCCCAGCCGGCUUCUCAUCACUGAAGCUGUGAGUAGAACAGCCAUGUUCACAUCAUUUGAACAAUACGAACAAGCAAAUCCGCCAUAAUCAUGGAUGCGUGGAAGGGAAGGGCCCAUGCUGUGUCUACCACGAACCAGAGCUUGGUGAGGCCAGAAGAUGCUGACAGGCCCCAGGGGCCACUUCGGGUCUGCCUCCCCAAAGGGAGAUUCCUAGUCAGGGACCAGGCACCCCGAGGCUGGUCAGAAGGGAUAGUGGCCACUCAGGGCAGAGCACACUCUUGCACUUAGAUCCAGGAUGAGUCUGGAUGUCUUGGUGGCUACAGAGCAGGAAUCUGCUCCUGGGGCUUGGGCAGCGGGAAAGGGAGUUUCCAGCGAAUGAACUUGGAUGACAAUCCAGAGCACAGGGUUGGAAGGGCAGCCGGGCCUGAGACCCCGCCAAGGUGAGGGCGCCCUGGGGACUGGGCGGCACAGUCCAACAAGGCUGAGAAGUCGGUGCAGCUUGCACACGAUGCUUUCCCCAGUUCUUCACUUUGGAAUGGGUCCGGAAGCUAGCACCACAUCCUGAUGGCACUGCCUACCUGGGAGAACAAGAUUUUCCCUGCUCAAGGGCUGAAAUCCAUUCCCCUUCACCUGCUGAUGGGGGAGGGGUUUGAGAAUCAGCAUGGAGACAUGGUUGGGACUCUGGCUUGGCCACUUACCAGCCUGUGAUGCAGGGUAUCCACGUCACCCCUUGGGGCCUCCAUUGCCACACCAUGAACAAAGUGUGUAUAUGAAUGUCCCAGUCCAAGGAUUGCUGUGACGGCCGGUGUGACCACUGACACAGAGUGCUAGCUACACAGAAGGUGCUCACGGCAUCGGGCACCUGCUGCGUGCAAACCAGGAGGGAAGGGAGCCAGAGCCCUGCUCCCCUCAACGAUCCUGUACCUGGGGUCCCGGUAACUCAUGCACAAGGUCAAUAGGCAGCAGGUUCUGUCGGGUCUGAGACCUGAUUUUUUUCAUGGCAUGUUCCCGCGACCAUAACAAAUAACCCAGACUGGCUGGUUUAGACAAUAGGCAUUCAUUUCUCAGGGUUCUGGAGGAUAGAUGUGCAAAAUGCAGGUGUGGGCAGGGCUGGUUCCUCCUGAGGCUUCUCUCCUGGGUGUGUAGACCCUGGGUUCUCCCUGUGUCCUCACAUGGUCGACCCUCUGUGCAUGUCUGUGUCCUCAUCCCGUCUUCUUAUAAGGACCCCGGUGGUAUCAGAUAAGGGUCCACCCUAAUUUCAUUUCACCUUAACCACCUCUUUUAAGACCCCAUCUCCAACUACAGUCCUGUUCUGAGGUGCUGGGGUUGAGGAUUUCAACAUAUGGAUUUUGGGGAGCACGGUGUACCCCAUAAUAUCCUGCUUAGGAACUAACAUGUGCCUUGGUCCUUCCUUCCCCCAAGUCCCACGGGGGUGAGGCAAUGGCCAAAGGAAACAGCACACAUGCACUGUUUGUAUCUCAGCUGGGGAUCAGUCUUUGAGCUCUUUGAUGAAGCAGCAAAGGAGCCAGCCCCCUCCUGGGGUAUCAGCUGUAUCAGCUGACCCCUGGGGUGUCCAUGUGCCCGGCACAACACAAGUGCUCAUUGUCAGGAAAGGCAGGAGCGGACAGAGCCUCAGUGAGGGUGUCUGGGGCUCUCAGCAACAGGCGCCUCUCCCAAAAGACACUUUAGCAAGCACAGGGCACCUUUGGGUGGAGUCACAAGUGGUCUCUUUUGUGCCUGGAAAGAUCCCCCUGGGGCUGGAUGUGAGAUGCGCCAUGUGGCCGGGAGCCUCAUCUGGGCUCUAUGCAGGAAUCAGGCCCGAGACUGGGGCUUGGGGCCGGGCUGUGCCAUAUGUGGGAAUUAGCGUGGGGACUGGUGAUAGCCUUUGGUUGUGUACACGUCACAGAUGUUACUGGGCACAAGGAAAGUGGGGAGCGCAGGACAGUCCCGAGUAUUGGGGCUCAGCAACUAGGGUAUGGAGAGCAGCAGAGAUCAGUCCUUGGAGCCUAGGUUUGCUCUUAAGUCCAGAUCUUGAUUCUGUGGUUGGAUAGAUGCAUCUGUCUGGGGGAGAGGAGAAAAGUCAUAUUGGAGUCGCCGGGCAAUGAAGAAAUUCCGGUCGGGGUAUGACGGUUAUAUGCAGACCCUGUGCAGGUGAUUGUCGCCCUGAAGGAACAGCUCAGACCCACAGAUAGGAACUGUCACUGAAGCUUUGUCAUCGAUCCAGAAACCUCAGGUCCCUGAGCUCAGCCCCCCUGUUGUCUAGUCAGGGUGGGUGGGCACUCUGUUUUCAAUGUGCGGGGCUGAAACAGAGCUGUAUUUGCCAUCAUGGAGGAAUUAGCUGCAGCAGGAGCUCUGCCCGUGGAUGGUGCAAUCCCCACAUGCAGCAGGAGCUCUGCCUGCAGACUCGGCAAUCCCCACACAGGCUGAAUGUGCUGUGAGCUCCAUGGUUAUGGCUUUGGAGGUGGUAACUGCUUGCUUCCCAGAAGGAAGGGCCUCUGCUCCUGCAGCUAACAGGCAGGGCUCAGGGGCCGUGGGCUUUAGCUCCCCAGCAGAGCCCAGCCUCUGGUCCACCCUCCGCCAGGCCAGCACUUUGCACACAGCCUGCUUCCAAGUCCCCUAACAUAACCAGCACGUGUGCACUGCUUUCCCAGGUGCAGUGAGACCUCUGGCAAGGAUUGGGGAGAACUCUAGCCUGCAGGUACAGGAUUUCUGGGACUCAGUGUCCCACUCUUCCUCCCUCUGCUAGGACGCCUGCGGGAUAGACGAAUCAGGGCUAUUUUGGGGGUACUACGUGGAGGCCCUUAGGGUAAACACUUAGGAAAAUUCGCGUUUCCAGAGAGAUGGCACAAGUAUAUUCUGACUCUCAGGGAUGUGGGGGCACCCGCUGUGAAUGAGCAAUGCUAACAGAGGAUGGCGGCUGCAGGUGUUAGCCCGCACGUAGGUGGGCUUUCCAACAGAAGCUCCGAGUCAGCAGGAGCGCGCCGCCCCUGCAGGUGUAUGGGAGCCGGGAGCACCAAGCGUGCAGGAGCGCACCUCCCCUGCAGGUGUCCGGGAGCACCGAGCUUGCAGGAGCGCGCCUCCCCUGCAGGUGUCUGGGAGCACCGAGCGUGCAGGAGCGCGCCUCCCCUGCAGGUGUCCGGGAGCCGGGAGCACGGAGAAUGCAGGAGCGCGCCUCCCCUGCAGGUGUCCGGGAGCCUGGAGCACCGAGCGUGCAGGAGCGCGCUUCCGCUGCAGGUGUCCGGGAGCACCGAGAAUGCAGGAGCACGCCUCCCCUGCAGGUGUCCGGGAGCCGGGAGCACCGAGUGUGCGGGUGUUCGGGAGGGGGGAGCACCGCGGGGAGAGCACCGAGCAGGGUUUUCCCGGAGCAGCUGCAGCACAGUCCCGAGCCCCCGUCACAUCUCCUCCUCCAUCACGUCUCUCCUUGCGCCUCUUUCCGGGGUGGCCUCUCCCCGGAUGCACUCGCGCUUCCGUUGCUCGCUCGGCAUUCAGCCGUCUCCCAUCACCAGCUUCCGCACCUGUCGUCCGUCUCCGCCCCCUCCCGUCAAUGUCUGUCGCUGCCACUCGUCCCCCUCGAAAUAACUCGAUCUCCUACUUUGGCCCCCCGGCGCCCUCCGUCAGUCCUUCAUUCAAGCUCACUGCUGUCCGUCACUGCUCGGUGCCCUCCGUCAGCCCUUUGUUCAAGCUCAGUGCUGUCCGUCACCCCUCACUGCUGUCUGUCCCUGCCCGGCACCCUCCGUCCGGGCUUGGCCCCUCGGCACCAUCUGUCAGCCCUUCGUCCGGGCUCGGCGCUGUCCGGCAGCCCCCUCAGUGCUGUACGUCACUGCUCGGCACUCUCCGUCCAGGCUCAGCUCUCUUCGUCCCUGCUCAGCACCCUCCGUCAGCCCUUCGUUUGGGCUCGGUGCUGUUCGUCAGCCCCGGAAUGCUGUGCAUCACUGUUCGACACUCUCCAUCUGGGCUCGGCCCUUCGGUACGCUCCGUUAGCCCUUCGUUCAGUCUCGGUACCGUCCGUCAGACUCUCAGUGCUGUCCGUCACUGCUCGGCAGUCUCCGUCUGGGCUCGGCCCCUCCGCGCGCUAUAACAGCCGUUCGUCAAGACUCGGCCCCGUCCAUCAUCAUCCGUCAGCAGCUCGUGUAAGCUCGGCCCCUCGGCCCUUCGUUCAGGCUCGGCGCCGUCCGUCAGCCCCUCAGUGCUGUUCGUCAGUGCUCGGCACUCUCCGUCCGGGCUCGGCCCCUCCGCGCGCUCUAACAGCCGUUCGUCAAGACUCGGCCCCGUCCAUCAUCAUCCGUCAGCAGUUCGUGUAGGCUCGGCCCUUCGGCCCUCCGUUCAGGCUCGGCGCU
Leptonychotes weddellii (Weddell seal) is the source of this 4564-nucleotide messenger RNA. Lineage: Eukaryota; Metazoa; Chordata; Mammalia; Carnivora; Phocidae. The record is from RefSeq and is a predicted model, not a curated record.